AUGAAGGUUAUUGCGAAUGUAUUUAGCUUAGAUUUUGAUUUUUUCAAAGCUAUUUCUAAUAAUAGUGAAACUUUUAACGAGUAUAAGAAUGACUUAACACCUUCUUACAAAGCUUGCUAUGUUAGUUAUUACAAAGUUUGGAAAUUAAUAGCUCUCCAGAAGUAUGAGAGUGCUUUGAUCUUAGAAGAAAAUGUAGACAUUGAAAUGAGCAUUUCAUCAAUUGUAUUUAAAGUUUAUUGUGGCUUACCUGGUAAUUGGGAAAUGUUAUUAAAAGAACUUGUUGAUCCAAAAGAUCUGAUUGAUGUAGAAUUAGUCUAUAGAAUUAAAGUGAGAAAUAUCACCUCAUAUAGUCUUGAACCAUCAGCAAUUAUUCAAUAG
Messenger RNA from Funneliformis caledonium, 378 nucleotides. The record is from the annotation of a GenBank genome assembly. Lineage: Eukaryota; Fungi; Glomeromycota; Glomeromycetes; Glomerales; Glomeraceae.